AUGCAAUGGAAGGAAAUAGAAUUCAUUGAAGCUGAAAUCUGUAUCUAUCUAUCUAUCUAUCUAUCUAUCUAUCUAUCUAUCUAUCUAUCUCACUCCCUUCAUAUCUAUCUUUUUAUCUCAGUCUGUUCAUAUCUAUCUAUCUAUCUAUCUAUCUAUCUAUCUAUCUUCAUAUCAAUCUUUUAUCUUCAGUCUUCUGUUCAUAUAUAUAUAUAUAUAUAUAUAUAUAUAUCUAUAUAUCUAUAUAUGUCUAUUUAUAUGUAUCUAUCCUUCAUAUCUAUCUACCUAUCUCAUUCUAUCUGUUCAUCUCAUCUAUAUCAUAUGUAUCUAUCUCAUUAUCUAUGUAUAUUUAUAUCUAUCUAUCUAUCUAUCUAUCUAUCUAUCUCAUUGUCUUCCUAUUUAUCUGCCCCUCUUUAUCUAUCUAUCUAUCUAUCUAUCUAUCUAUCUAUCUAUCUAUCUAUCUAUCUAUGUCUGUUGAUGUCUAUCUCACUGUCUCCAUAUUUAUCUCUCUCUCUCUCUCUCUCAUACUUUUUAUAUCUAUCUAUGUCUCCUCUUUGUCUAUCUAUCUCUCAAUCUAUCGAUCUAUCUAUCUAUCAUAGUCACUCUUUCUUUUCUUCACUUUUCUUCUAUCUAUACUUCUAUAUUUCUUUAUAA
This is a messenger RNA of Acanthosepion pharaonis, 651 nucleotides long. NCBI's taxonomy places the organism in Eukaryota, Metazoa, Mollusca, Cephalopoda, Sepiida, Sepiidae. The record is from the annotation of a GenBank genome assembly.